Messenger RNA from Syngnathus typhle (broad-nosed pipefish), 901 nucleotides. Its product is annotated as Zinc finger protein 706-like. The record is from RefSeq and is a predicted model, not a curated record. The coding region runs from base 111 to 341 and encodes 76 amino acids. NCBI's taxonomy places the organism in Eukaryota, Metazoa, Chordata, Actinopteri, Syngnathiformes, Syngnathidae. The transcript has 4 exons.
CCAAUACUUUCCACCGGGCGGAUUUAGUGAUGACGUACUUCCGGUGACGUUCUCAUACGACGACAAGAGUGAGCGAGAGCGCUAAACGCUUAAGGUUACAUGUGAGGGCCAUGGCUCGUGGACAGCAGAAGAUUCAGUCCCAGCAAAAGAACGCCAAGAAGUCCGCCGAGAAAAAGAAAGGGCAGGCGGCCGACCAGAAAACGGCAGCCAAGGUGGCGCUGGUCCACACGUGCCCUGUCUGCAGGACCCAAAUGCCUGAUCCAAAGACCUUCAAGCAACACUUUGAGAGCAAACACCCCAAGUCACCGAUGCCUCCCGAGCUUGCUGACGUUCUGGCUUGAAAGCCGAAACAACAACCUGACAUGGAGGAAGAACACUGGGACCAGUCUAUCUAACAACAUGGAGGUGACGUGUGUGUAUGUAAGAAGACUGUUUUCAGCAGGGUCCUGUUUAAAAAUAAACAAAAUGUAUUUAUUGUAUACAAGGAACAUGCUUACAACAGUCAGGAUUGCGUGCAAAGGAUGAAUGACAUGUUCACACACUAGUUAAUUAUUAUUUUUUCAUUUAAUUUGACCCUUACGAGUUCCUGAGUGACACAAGCUACAAUGGAAAGUUAAGAAUGAACCACUAAAUAUCGGGCGCUUAGCAACAGUACGCAGGCCUUUUUUAAUCCACGCGUGGCAAUAAUUUACAGAUUCUCACCGCUAACUCUUCCUCUGAACCACAACGAUAAGCACAAAUUAUUUUCAUGCACGACGGUUGUGGCGGAAAGCUCAACUUUACAUGUACAACAUUGUAUUUUGUGUUUUCAAAGGCCUAUUUAGAAAGUUGUGACCCAAAAAGCUGACGUGUGCGUUUGUGUAUCUUGUAAUAAAAAUCAAAGUCCAACCCCCCCCACCAA